This is a messenger RNA of Leishmania braziliensis MHOM/BR/75/M2904, 1440 nucleotides long. Its product is annotated as putative lanosterol 14-alpha-demethylase. Lineage: Eukaryota; Euglenozoa; Kinetoplastea; Trypanosomatida; Trypanosomatidae. The transcript has a single exon. The record is from RefSeq and is a predicted model, not a curated record. Gene Ontology annotation, molecular function: heme binding; monooxygenase activity; oxidoreductase activity, acting on paired donors, with incorporation or reduction of molecular oxygen. The coding region runs from base 1 to 1440 and encodes 479 amino acids.
AUGAUCGGCGAGCUCCUUCUUCUCCUGGCUGCCGGUCUGGCGCUAUACGGCUGGUACUUUUGCCAGUCCUUCAACACGACCCGCGCGACGGACCCCCCAGUCGUUCGCUGUACUACGCCGUUUGUUGGCCACAUCCUUCAAUUUGGCAAGGACCCGCUGGGCUUUAUGCUGAACGCGAAGAGGAAGUACGGCGGCAUAUUCACCAUGAACGUCUGCGGCAAUCGCAUCACUAUCGUCGGCGACGUUCACCAGCACAGCAAAUUUUUCACACCGCGUAACGAAAUUCUCUCCCCGCGUGAGGUCUACAGUUUCAUGGUGCCCGUCUUUGGAGAGGGCGUCGCCUACGCCGCGCCGUACCCGCGCAUGCGCGAGCAGCUCAACUUCCUGGCAGAGGAGCUGACUGUGGCUAAGUUCCAGAACUUUGCUCCUUCGAUACAGCACGAGGUGCGCAAGUUUAUGAAGGCGAACUGGGACAAGGACGAAGGCGAGAUCAACAUCCUCGAGGACUGCAGCGCUAUGAUCAUUAACACCGCCUGCCAGUGUCUCUUCGGCGAAGACCUGCGCAAGCGCCUCGACGCGCGCCAGUUUGCACAGCUGCUGGCCAGGAUGGAGAGUUGCCUCAUUCCUGCCGCUGUCUUCCUUCCGUGGAUCCUGAAGCUGCCGCUGCCUCAGUCCUACCGCUGCCGCGAUGCCCGCGCUGAGCUGCAGGACGUCCUCAGUGAGAUCAUCAUCGCUCGCGAGAAGGAGGAGGCCCAGAAGGACAACAGCACGUCUGACCUACUCGCUGGUCUGCUCGGUGCCGUGUACCGCGACGGCACCCGCAUGUCCCAGCACGAGGUCUGCGGCAUGAUUGUUGCCGCCAUGUUUGCUGGCCAGCACACCUCUACCAUCACCACUACUUGGUCCCUGCUGCAUCUGAUGGACCCUCGCAACAAGAAGCACCUCAUGAAGCUGCACGAAGAGAUUGACGAGUUCCCAGCGCAGCUGAACUACGACAACGUCAUGGAGGAGAUGCCGUUUGCGGAGAAGUGCGCGCGCGAGUCCAUCCGCCGCGACCCGCCGCUGGUUAUGCUGAUGCGCAAGGUACUGAAGCCAGUUCAGGUAGGCAAGUACGUGGUGCCGGAGGGCGACAUCAUUGCCUGUUCGCCGCUUCUCUCACACCAGGAUGAGGAGGCGUUCCCCAAUCCGCGUGAGUGGAAUCCAGAGCGUAACAUGAAGCUUGUCGACGGCGCCUUCUGCGGCUUUGGUGCUGGUGUGCACAAGUGCAUCGGCGAGAAAUUUGGCCUCUUGCAGGUCAAGACGGUGCUGGCGACGGUGCUGCGUGAAUACGACUUUGAGCUCCUCGGCUCUCUGCCGGAGCCGAACUACCACACCAUGGUGGUGGGUCCGACGGCCAGCCAGUGCCGCGUCAAGUACAUCAAGAAGAAGGCGACUGCUUAG